AUGAUACUACGACACCAAAAAAUCGGUGGACCGGGGUUAAUUGUUGAAAUUGAUGAAUCCAAAUUCGGAAGGCGAAAAUACCACAGAGGACAUCGCGUUGAAGGCCAGUGGGUAUUUGGUGGAGUUGAACGCGAAACGGGUCGUUGUUUUCUCGUACCGGUAGAGAAGCGUGACAAAGACACGUUACUCACUAUUAUUAAAGAAUGGAUUUUGCCAGGAACAUUAAUAAUCAGUGAUUGGAAGAGUUAUAACUGUUUAAAAGACGAAGGGUAUAGUCAUUUGACAGUUAACCAUUCCAUAGAGUUUAAGAACCCGGAAAAUGGCGCACACACCAAUAACGUCGAAGGAAUGUGGCGUCAUGCUAAAGCUUCCAUGACACAGUACUCCAGGAAAAAACAUUUUUAUGCAGGUUAUUUGGCCAAAUAUAUGUUCCUAAAGGUUUGUCGUUCUUCGGGCCUAAACCCUUUGGUUGAAUUUUUCAAACUUGCGGCACAAGUGUAUGACCCAAAUGGGCAAACUUUAGACACAUAA
This is a messenger RNA of Macrosiphum euphorbiae (potato aphid), 531 nucleotides long. Lineage: Eukaryota; Metazoa; Arthropoda; Insecta; Hemiptera; Aphididae. The record is from the annotation of a GenBank genome assembly.